AUGUCGACCACUGGAGUGAUCAGUUCGCGCCUGUUCGAGUCGAGCUAUAAUGUCCCUUGUGGUUGCCAUGACAACGAGAACGUAGAGGCCGAGUCUGAGUCGCUUGCCGAUUCGUUUUUGAAUUCAGACGACGAGGCUUACGAUCCGGAGGAAUUCAAGAGAUUGUGUGUCAUGGACUACAGCUCCGUGAUGGAAGUGAUGACCGCUCGUGAGCACAAGGAACGAACGGCACCAGAAAGCAUAUUCAUACCAAACAGUACCUUCCCCGACUGCUCCGUCGACGCCUUAGAGCGAUCAUUCCGGGGAAUCGCCCCUGAACCCGCGCCAACUAGCACUGUUGAGGGCUCGGGGGGUGUUGGUAGUAUCCAACGUGUCGACCCGAACACACAGGGGUUGAUAGGACACCCACAAUCCGGUACACACACCGGUGAUGCUCAAGCAACAGUCGGAGGUGCAAGUACAGGCGAGCAAGUCGAUACAAGCCCAAAGGGCAAAGAGAAAGCCAUAGUAGUGAGUGACCUGGAUGAGUGGGACGAACCCGAUACGCAGAUGUUCCAUUCCCAAAAACACACAGCAUACCACAACUCGUCACCAACAGUUGGAGGUGCGAGUACAGGCGAGCAAGUCAAUACAAGCCCAAAGGGACAAAAAGAAAGUCAUAGUAGUGAGUGA
Messenger RNA from Sphaeroforma arctica JP610, 672 nucleotides. RefSeq lists its product as hypothetical. Lineage: Eukaryota; Ichthyosporea; Ichthyophonida. The transcript is spliced from 3 exons. The coding region runs from base 1 to 672 and encodes 223 amino acids. The record is from RefSeq and is a predicted model, not a curated record.